CUACUGAGUAGCACUUAGGGAUAUUGGCUUAGAGAAGCAUAUAAUGCUGAGUGGGAAAAUACAAGAGAUUGAAUGAGAUCUAUGUCAGUACUAUUUAUGUACAUUAAAAAUGCACAUAUGCAAAACAAAACAUUUGGCGAGAACAUGUAGAAACCCAAAGUUAUACCUUAAAGGCAUUAGGGUUGCCUGUGGGAGCAGUGAGUGGGAUAUGGGAAUAAAAAGGAUUAAUAAAAUAAAUAGAUAAAAAUAAACGGGUCACUGUAAUGUAUGGGUUGUCUUGGUGUAGCAACUGAACAUGGAAGUCGUAGGGCAGGCGCCCUGCUCAGCUGAGGUGUUCGGCUUCACCAGAUGUGGGAAAACCGAAGGAGCUAAUCUCCGAAAUUCCUUCUACAGUCUCCUACCCUCAAUCUUUUUUUUUUUUAAUUUUUUUUUAUUUUUAAAGAUUUUUAUUUAUUUAUUUGAGAGAGAGAGAAUGAGAGACAGAGAGCAUGAGAGGGAGGAGGGUCAGAGGGAGAAGCAGACUCCCUGCCGAGCAGGGAGCCCGAUGCGGGACUCGAUCCCGGGACUCCAGGAUCAUGACCUGAGCUGAAGGCAGUCGCUUAACCAACUGAGCCACCCAGGCGCCCUCCUACCCUCAAUCUUUUGCACCAUAGAUUCCGCUGUACCCCAUCCUUGAUUAUUUUUACGUCCCAACUGAGUAGUACAUGUAUAUAUAUGUGUGUAUGUAUGUAUUUAGAGAGCAUGUGUGGGGGGAAGGUGUGAGGAAGAGGGAGAAAGAAUCUCAAGCAAACACUGUGCCGAGUGUGGAGCCCGACAUAGGGCUCAUCUCACGACCUGAGCCAAAACCAAGAGCAGGAUGCCCAACCGACUGAGCCACGCAGGCACCCCCCCCAAUUGAGUGUUAUCCUGUGACCAGUCUGUCUUGCAUUGUGGGGAGAAACACGAAAUACAGGGUAGGAUUCUGGUUCUCUGGCAAUGUUGUUUUCCUUGAGGCAAGAGAAUAAUUGAAUUAGGCAAUUGGACCAUAGUAAUAAUGGCUAAUAAUUACUGAGCACUCAAUGUGUGAGACACUCUUUUUAAAAUGAACUUAAUCCUCACAUAACCCUAUGUGGUGGGUAUGAUUAUACUCCAUUUUACACAUAAGAUAUGGGAAGCAUGCUGAGAGCUGAAGUACCAGGUGGAGGUAGCUGGGACUCCAGGCCAUCUUGCUUCAGAUCCCGCACACUUGACCAUGGAUGCUGUUGCUUCUGGUUGACCGCAAUCAGGCGCUUUGGGUCCAGGCUGGAUUCUGAGUCCUUGUUACCCAGAGUGUGGACCCUGUGCCAGCAGCAUUGGCAUAUCUUGGGAGCUUGGUGGAAACGCAGACUCAGACCCACUGAUUUUUUUUAAAAACUUUUACUCAAGAGAGAGCAGAGAGUGUGCGUGAGUGAGGAGAGCAGGAGCAGCGGGGAGAGGCAGGGGAAGAAGCGGACUCCCCACCAAGCUGGGAGCCCAACGUGGGGCUCCACCCCAGGACCAUGACCUGAGCUGAAGGCAGAUGCUUAACCACCUGAGCCACCCAGGUGCCCCAGAAUCAAGAUUUUAACCAGAUUUCCAGGUCAGUCUCUGUUCACAGAAAUACCUUCUUGAGAGAGAACAAACAACCUCUUGCCUGCUUCAGCUGUCCAUCAAACGCCAGCUCUGCUAGGUGCUGCGAAGGAAACAGGAAAUGGAGCUAUGUGAAGGACAGGGAUGAUCAAACUAGAAAGAUUAAAUCAACACAUGAGGAAGAAUUCAAUGCCAAACAUCAGUGACUCUGAUCUGUGCUUCUUCCUGUUCCUAUAGGAGAGGCUUGAUGAUGGGCUGUUUCAGUGACCUGCACCUUGGUGGAGUCACUCCUGUUCCUCCAGGGUCUGCGCCUCCACUUUGGAAAUCCAGUGUCAGCCCACCGAGAGGUAUUCAGGCUCAGGAGGUCUUACCGGAAAAAGAGCAAACACAGGAAACAUUAAUAAAUAAGGAUGCAGGCUCCAGAGAGGGACAAGCAGACAGAGGACGAAAGCCCUUCGACACCUUCUUUGUCACCCCCACCAGCUGCUGAGAAGAACUCUUACCUGUACUCCACGGAGAUCACACUGUGGACGGUGGUGGCCGCCAUCCAGGCCUUGGAGAAGAAGGUGGACUCCUGCCUGGCCCGCCUGCUUUCUCUAGAAGGGCGGACGGGGACGGCCGAGAAGAAGCUGGCGGACUGCGAGAAGACGGCCGUGGAGUUCGGGAACCAGCUGGAGGGCAAGUGGGCCGUGCUGGGGACCCUGCUGCAGGAGUACGGGCUGCUGCAGAGGCGGCUGGAGAACAUGGAGAACCUGCUGAGGAACCGAAAUUUCUGGAUCCUGCGCCUGCCCCCGGGCAGCAAGGGGGAGGUCCCCAAGGUGCCCGUGACCUUUGAUGACGUGGCCGUGUAUUUCUCUGAGCCGGAGUGGGGCAAGCUGGAUAAUUGGCAGAAGGAGCUCUACAAGCACGUGAUGCGGGGCAACUACGAGACGCUGGUGUCCCUGGAUUAUGCCAUCGCCAAACCAGACAUCCUGACCCGGAUGGAGAGGGGAGAGGAGCCUUGUCCUGAAGGCCCGUGGGGCCAGGAGGAGGGAAGUAAGAGGGAGGCGGCACGCCCAAGGAGGCCAAGCCCUGGCCUCCCUCCACACCCAGAGCACAUCCUCAGCCCCGUCAGCCCUGCCCGGGAGGAGCCAAAAGAAGGGCAGGUCCCCAAGCACCAGCAAGACUCAGAGGCAAGAGCAACUGUACCCAGAGCAACCACGGGGCCUCCAGCCUCGGUUAAACGGGAGGAAGAAUCUUCAGGUGGGGAGUCUCCAACCUCCCCUCCUGGGGACAGCCUGCCCGGCAUGGGGCCAGGUGGUGGUGGUGUGGUCAUCAAGACAGAAGCCCAAUCUGAGGACGAGAUGAUGCCCGAGCAGCUCUUCCUGGGGGAGUCCCGUAGCCAGCCCGUGUGUAGAAUGCCCAAGGGGCCCAGGAGCAGGACCGCGGGCCCUGGCCGGCUUCAUGCCGCAGGAGUGCCACGGGUGCGGGCGGGGGACCCGCGGCCGCCAGGGGCCGUGGGGGAGCCGCCCCGCAUCCUUCCUCGCCGGCGAGAGCGGACCUUCCCCUGCCCUGACUGCGGGCAGAGUUUCCGCUUGAAGAUUAACCUGACCAUUCACCAGCGGACCCACGUGGAGGAGGAGCACAGGGAGACUCCGGGGAGCCCGGCCCCGGGCUGGGGGGAGGCCCACGCCGCUCUGGAGCCGGGGGAGGUGGUGGUGCCGGGCCCUGUCAUCCGCUGGCUCCCCGAGGAGCCCGGAGGCCACCGCUCCCUGGCAGGCCGUCCGUGCCUGGGGCGGCGGCCGGCGACCAGCAAGGUGUACCACUGCAGCGAGUGCCUGCGCUUCUUCCAGCAGCGGAAGAGCCUGCUGCUGCACCAGCGCCUGCACACGGGCACCAGCCAGGGCUGGCCGGCCUGUCCCUACUGCGGCAAGGCCUUCCGCCGGCCCUCCGACCUCUUCCGGCACCAGCGCAUCCACACUGGCGAGCGGCCCUACCAGUGCCCCCAGUGCGGCCGGGCCUUCAACCGGAACCACCACCUGGCCGUGCACAUGCAGACUCACGCCCGAGGCCAGGCCGGCCCGCACUUCCCUGCUUCCUCCGCCCUCCCUGGGAGCCCCCCGCUGCCCCGGCCCAGCCACAGCCAGGAGGGCUGAGCCGGCAGGAGCGUGCAGGGGUACCCUCCGGCUCUCCCGGGCACCCCCCGCAGGACUUCUGUGCACCUUCAGGCCUUUCCCCUUGUGCCUGACGCCAGUUCCUCAUUCCAGGAUAACUUUGGAGAGAACUUUUCUUCAUUCAGAUGGGAAGCAGCGGCCGUUUUGGUGACUGUGUGUGUGACCAGAUGCCUCAAUUUCCUCUUUCCUAAGUUUGUCACUCUUUGCCGCCUCUUCUACAUUCCUGACUUAGGAAGGAUCCCUUAAGGCUUAGAGGAUGCCGACUUCCGGUGAGAGCAAGAGGGCUGGAGAUAGAGGCCCUUGCAGUAGGGGGCGAUAGAGACACGGAGGGCCUGCAGUUUUGAUUCUGCCCACGCAGGUCACAGCAGAGUGGACAGUCUGAAGAGUAGGCACUGGAAAUUUGAGUUUCCUACUGUGUUAUUUUGAAACUUUUUUUUUCCUCCAUACGGAGUCUUUCUAGUGCUUUUGUAAGUGUUAAGUGUGGUUGCAAAGGGGACCAGGAGCCCUGAGGGUCAGGAAUUAUUCUGCCACCUCCUUGUUGGUGGGGAUGGUAGAGGGGCUGUCCAGAUCAGCCCGGGUGUGGGAGGAUGCUUGGCUGCUGCCCUGGACAUCAGGUGCCUUCCUGGGUAUGCGUUCUUUGGCCCAGAAUGAUUCCCAAUAUGCCAACAUCCGUGAUUGAUUUUGGUUAUUAGUUGAGAGGGGGAAACUGAGGCCUGGAGUGGCUGACCCUUCCCCCAAGGUCUCAGUAUUAUGGGUAUGCACGCUGCAUGGACUGGACCCCGCACAACUCCUUAGGGAUGGGGGAAGACGCAGACCCAGCCCAGGAAGCUCCUCGCAGAGAGGAAGAUCCCAAUGUGGGUGAGGCUGUUCAGCCAAGCUGGAUUCCUGAGCUACCAGGCCUGAGUUGUCGUUAAAGGAGCAGUUGGUUUUCAAGAAUUUGGGGCUGGUAGCAGAGUUAGGCCAGGAUUUUUUUAACCACCUCCAGCCUCAUGUUCCUCACCUGUCAAAGGGGGUAAUGACCCCAGUGCAUCCUACCUCACCUUAGGGUUUUCAGGGUCAUAAAAGAUUUAGAGGCAGUGGGCCAAAUAGGAAGCCUGGUUUUUGUCCUUCUUUUCUAGUUCAGGGCCCCCCCUUUCUCUCCCAUGUUCAUCUCCAGCCCUUUGCCCCAGUCAGAAUCCCUCAGGAAGGACCUUUCUUUUCUAGAGUGAGUGGAAGGUCCCUUGGGUGCAGAGUGAGGAGAGACUUUCCCCUUGGGCUAUAUCCCCAGGGAGCCCUUUGUACUUCAGUGGAACAAAUUCUUACCAAAGCAGUGAGGUUCAAACCGUAGAAGUUCGGGCAAUAGCAUCAGGCCCCCUGGAGAAGUCUUGAUGGCAGCUAGCAUCUUGUGCCUCUUAAAUCACACCACUUCGGGUGCUGCCUAGAGACCAACCCUUGGUUUGGGUGAUUUAAAACUGGAGUACUGGGUCCUCGGCUAUUUUGAUGGUCUUAUUUGCCUUGGCUCUAUGUGAAGUGGCAAGCAUUCAGACCUGCUUCCAGGUGCCUGGGUCCCUGGCUGUGCCACUUCUGUUGCCCCUCUGACCCUCACCCCUCUCCCAAAGUCAUAAACAGAGUUGGGGGCAGAUGGGAACGUUACCAUCAUCUCUGGGGCAAGAGUGAGUAUGCAAGUCGGUGAGAGUCCAGCCAAGUUCCCCUGGGCUUGGGAAGAAGAGCUGCCACCCUCCCCUGCUGUGCAUUCUGCUUGUCUGCUCUGGCAUCCCCAACCGUCACCAGGGGCCCCACCAGUCGGGGCUGGGCUGUCAGCAAGUGUUCAGACAGGAUAUGGUGCAAAUGGAGCUGCUCCGAGCUUACCCCUUCGCUUUAAGAGCUAGUCUCAGGUGUUUCCUGGGGAUGCCUCAAGGCUCAAAGUUCCUAGACCUUUCUAAUGCUUAAUGUCCUGUGUAAACGCAGGUCCUCCAGCAAGUACUCCAGCAACGGCACAAGCCAGGAGUGAUCGCUGGACACAGGCCGUCCCAUUUCUUCCAAAGCCCUCAGUGUGCCGGGUUCCUGGUGACCAGGCCUUGUGAGUUUACCUGGCACGUAUGCAUCGUGGUGCCGGAGCAGAGCGGUGCUCCAGAACCCUGGAGGCUAGAACCUGGUUUGGCCUUCGACUCGCUCCUAGCUCUGCGUCUCGGCUUCCUCAUUUGUAAACAAGGAAGGUGGGGUCCUGUGCUAAAGGCUCUUAAGCACUGUGACGGUGGCGGUCCUCUGCCUUCAUCGGUGCUCAAUAAAUAUGUUGAACUGAA
Mirounga angustirostris (Northern elephant seal) is the source of this 6022-nucleotide messenger RNA. It is a transcript of the gene ZNF783, whose product is annotated as zinc finger protein 783. Gene Ontology annotation, biological process: regulation of DNA-templated transcription. The transcript has 8 exons. The record is from RefSeq and is a predicted model, not a curated record. NCBI's taxonomy places the organism in Eukaryota, Metazoa, Chordata, Mammalia, Carnivora, Phocidae. Gene Ontology annotation, molecular function: DNA-binding transcription repressor activity, RNA polymerase II-specific. The coding region runs from base 1998 to 3722 and encodes 574 amino acids.